AUCCUGUUGAUCCGUUUAUAUGAUCACCCAAUUAUCAUGAGCAUGAACAUAUCUUUCUUGUUUCUUUUCGGUGCAUAAAAAUUGUUAUUUCAUGUAACUUUGAUCGGUAACCUUAAGUAGCAUUUUCCUAUUUUUUAUUGGUGCGGUUCGUCUCGACUCUCAUAAACUCCGAAGCUCGUCACAAUAACAAGAGGGCAGGCACGUUCCAAAGCCAAACCCGAUACUCACGGUCCUCGGGUCGAUUAUCUAAACCCAAGAUAUAACAAAAAAUUUGCCAUCGACUUUCUCCGGCGGACCUAAUAGGCACUGAAAGCCACAGACAUCAAAAUGGAAUUAGCAGACAGAGCAGUUGGGCUUCUGUUAUCUUUUGUCAGCUUAUCCAUAUUCACAUAUUAUACUUUCUGGGUCAUCAUUCUGCCAUUUGUAGACAGUGAUCACUUCAUCCACCAGUAUUUCCUACCACAAGAAUAUGCUAUACUAAUACCUGUAUUUGCGGGUAUGGUACUACUUUGUUUCUUAUGUGUAUUCAUUGGAUUCGUGAUGCUUAAAUCCAAAAAGAAGAAGGCAUGAUGGAAGUACUUAUUUGUCAUUUUUUACAGCAACUCAAGGAUUUAACUUAUUUGUCUUGUUCAUUUUGCCUUUAUUCUUUAGAACAUUUUCUAAUCUGGCCGAGUGUUUUAGUUUUUGGAUUUGUUGCAGCAUGCUGGUUUUGUAAAUAGAUCUAUAUCCUUUCUACUACUAUCAGAAGCUCACAUUUCGUCAUAUCAUUUUAGGGUUGAAACUCAUUUUUGUAAAUAGAGCAUUUUGCUUAUGAUUUGCCCA
Messenger RNA from Carya illinoinensis, 822 nucleotides. RefSeq names its product dolichol-phosphate mannose synthase subunit 2. The record is from RefSeq and is a predicted model, not a curated record. Gene Ontology annotation, biological process: GPI anchor biosynthetic process. The coding region runs from base 328 to 570 and encodes 80 amino acids. Gene Ontology annotation, molecular function: enzyme regulator activity. NCBI's taxonomy places the organism in Eukaryota, Viridiplantae, Streptophyta, Magnoliopsida, Fagales, Juglandaceae. The transcript is spliced from 4 exons. Gene Ontology annotation, cellular component: dolichol-phosphate-mannose synthase complex; endoplasmic reticulum membrane.